GAUGUUUUUUUUCGGUGGGCGCGGUUUUUCUCAGUUUUUAUCAGUUUUCCCCGCAGAAAAAAUGUAAUUUAUCACCUCCCAAAGACUGAUUUCUUCACUGCCCCAAACACAUACAUAUCAUCAUCAUCACAAAAACUCACAACAAAAGUCAUCAAAGAGCAUCAAAUAAAUACGUGCGUGUGGCAGGAUGGAGGAAGCCAGUGAGCUUGAGAUGUGCGUCGAUGUGAAGAUGGAUACGCGAGAGAAGCAUAUGGAUUACCUCAAUGUACGCACCUGGACGAAGUUUCUCCUGAAAAUUCAGCCAAUUAAAUGCUUUCCCUGCCACCUAAGGAUCUCCCUCAUACACGAUCACAAGGAGGAGGUCAGCGCAAACAUGACCAUAAAGAUUAAUGUUCCGGGAAUUAGUGUACAAAUGGCGUCAUCGCGCAAGAAACAACACAUCUGCAGCCUAUCGUGGACUUAUAACCAACGCUGCACCAUCUUCCUCAGUUUCGAUACUCAAUUGAGUUGCCAGCAGCACGUACAGUGGCUACGAAGGGCUAUUCGGGACCUGGAGCAGUACAGUUUAGCAUUGAUUGAAUCCAAACGACUGAGUCGCAGCUCAAUGGUGGACGAGGUGUGUCAGCAGAGAACCCCAUCUCUGUACGAGAAUAUCUGGGAAACACGGGGGAUGCGUUCCUACGGGGACUGCCAGCGUGAUUCACGCACAUCGGGGAUUUACGAAGAGAUUCCCGAUGCAAGAAGAAAUGCCCCACGUGCAUCAAUAGCUUCCGGAAUCUACGAAGAAAUGCUCCCAGUUGACGAAAAGAAGCCCUCUGAUGCUGAGACUGAUCAAAUGCCACCACCCCUACCGCCCAGGACACGAAUUAAUACGGCUGAAGGUGAAAUUCCGCGCUCUUUCACAAAUCCCGAAUCCGAAAUGAUGAAGAAGAAGCGCUACAGAGCUCUCUUUGAUGGCUUCCUCGGGCUUGGUAGGCGCACGUCAAAGACAGAGAAGAAGGGGAAGAAGACAGCAAGCCCAUCGAGUCUCACGAAUAAAUUUCUCUCAUUAGACAUAUCACAGGGAAAGAGGAAUAGUUUCUCAAGUCCCAAUCUCACAAAACUCACGCGGAGUGUGUCGGAAUCCGAUGCAAUGACGCCGUAUCCGACGAGUCUCUCUGAUGACUUCUGGUGCAAUGAAUCCUACAUUAAUACGGUGUCAUCGCAGCCAGAAACCAAAACUCGCUUUGAUGAAGGUGUGGGGGAGGAGGGUGGUGGUCUGAGGAAGUCAUCAAUGGGAAGCCUGCUGCAGUUGCCGGAUCUUGAGGGUCUCCCAACAAGGCAUAUUCGGCAGAAUUCAAUGGAUUGCCGGAUUGGAAGUUCACAAGAAAUGUCUCCGAGAAGUUCUCAGGAGUCCCAAAAGGAGGAUACGUCCGUGAGUGGGGUGUUCAAUAGUAUCUACUUUAAGUUUCAAGAUGACAAACCACGAGGAGCAUCGGAAAGUUCAACAACCUCCACAUUAUCUGCUAUUCCAACACCCACAAACACCGAAGGGUACCUCGAGAUGGGUCCCAUUGGAUUCAAUAGGGAUAAAGUGAGGGAAUUGGAUAGAAUGGAGGCUAUGGCAAAGCCCGAUCUAUCGGGUUAUGUUGAAAUGACGGGCAAUGGUUUCAGUCCGGAAGCUGUUAAGGAGCUAGAUCGCCUUGAGGCGGCUCAAAAGGAUGUCUGUGACUCACCUGCACCGUCGCAAAGUCCCCCAAGACACGAAGAGAGUUCUCAUGAUGCAGACACAGAGCGCGCGAAACGAUUGAGUUCAUUUGAUGAAAAAAUUCCGUCCUACUUCCCCAAUGAGAAUGUCAUUGUGCGGAAAUCCAAGAGGCGGCUGCAGAAGAGCCCGGAAGUCAGUAGGCAUGUGAAAUCCCUCAGCAAUGGGGACUUCCAGGUGGCAAAGCGGAAACCUGCCGUACGCAUGGGGAGUUUCUCACGGCGUGAUACCCCCCAGAGGGCUAUUAUGAGACCCACAGAGGCCCCCCCGGAUCCACCUGAAUCCCCCGCUUCGGCUGCCACCACGGAGAAUCGUCUAGAAGUGCAAUCAAUUGCCGAUAAGUGCGUCACACUGUCGCGCCUCAAUAGGUGCUCCCUUCGUGCUGAUCUGCAGUCGGGUUUGCGACGCUUUGCUUCACUACCGCGCUUCCGGAAGUUGGAUCUGACACCGCUGAAGGCCAAGAUCACGAGUGCCCUGCAGCGACAGAAUACCUGAGCGCGCACACGUCAUGGAGCUUGCUGUUGUUGUGUGUGGCUGACGCUAUAAAAAAAACAAUCUCUGGUGCUUUCAUCACAGCUUAAAAUGAGGUAAAAUACACUGAAAGAAAUUUUUUUCGUUCAUUUUACCAAAUUGGUUAAUUGCGUAAAUAAUUUACAGUGUUCUUUUUUUUAACUCACAUUCCCAACUAUUUUUUUAAGCUGUGUUUCUUUUAUUAGCUUUUGUGUAUCGAGCAAAAUCAGUCGGAUAGGGCUUAAAAUUGGGAUGAGCAUGAAUUAGGGUCCCCACAUUCCAAAAAAAACGUAUGCGCUAAAAAAACCUAUCGCUAUAUUGCAAGAGAACAGUGAUAGAUAGAGAAGAAAUCCAAUUAUGAAGUCAAAUCCACUCCCCCACCCCUUCGUCCGCCAUUUUGAAUAACCCCCAAAUUUUGUUUUGUCUAUAUCUCAUUCCCUAUUUUAUGUAUGAGUCUGAAAUUUUUAUAAGUUGUAGGGGCCAUCGAGACCUUUCAAACGAUACCUCAUUUUCGAAAAUCGGUCAAGCCGUUUAAUUAAUAUGGCCACCACAAUUUUUCAUUGAAAAUCGACCAUAACUCGAAAACGGCUAGACCGAUUUUGAUCAACUCGGGCUCAAAUGAAAGCUCUCAGCAAACCCUAUAACUCUCUAGAUCAUCCGAAGUUUCAAAAGUAACUGCUAGUGGGCCAAAAAUCAAAAACAAAAUUUUCGAUGAGUUUUCGAUGAAUUUCUCGAAAACGCCAUUAUCGAUUUACUUACAAUUUUGAUUUAUAAUAGCCCACUAUAACAUCUUUUUAUAAAAAGAAAAUUUAAAAAUUUUAAGUCGCCAUUUUGAAAAUAUUGAGUUUCAAAUUUGACAUGCUAUAUAUCUCGGGAUCUACAAGUUCGAUUAUGAUCAAAUCAAGCGCAAAUGAAAGGUUUCGUGAAACUCAACAAAUGUCUAGAACAAUGAAACUUCGAAAAACGACCGCAAGAGGCGCUAAGAUCUAAAACAUAAUUUUCGAAAAUUUCGAACUUGAAUUAUGAAGAAAUAUGGUUUUCUAAAAUUUUCUCUAGGUAUGACUUUACUGCUUUUCCCGACUUUGCGAGUAUUUAAAUUAAUUUCCGUUCUAGUUUGCUCUCACAAAAUUGGUACACUGAAAGAAACACAGCUCUCGUAAGCUUGGUUUAUUUUUGCAAAAUUUACACCGUUUUGUAAAUAUAUUUUUUAUGUUCUUUUAUUGAUUUUAUUGGAAAAGAAAAAAUUGGUUGUAAAUUUUACAAAAUAUUUCGUUUUUUUUUCUUCACUGAAAAAGAUCACUGUAAAUUGCAAUUUUACCAUAUUUAUAUAGUUUUUUCUACCUAUGAUUUUUUGCAGUGUAUUUCUUUUAACCUCGCCCCUCUGCCUUGAACACUUUUGCUAUUUUGUAUGAAGAAAAUAAUGUAAAACUCGUUGCUUAAAUCAAUGUGCUUUCAUUCAUCGAAAAAAAUGACCAAAAUGCGUAUCAAAGUUCGUAAAUUAGACCAAUUUAAAUUGUAAUUUAUAGAGAACUUUUAAAGCAUUUAUACUAAAGAAUAUACAAAAAAAAAUUAGGAUAAAAAAAGGCGCGAAGUAAGCUCAAAGAUUUAUUUAGUUUAGUAAGAAAUUGUCGCAAAUUAAUUACAAUUAAGGAAGUAUUAAAAUGCAAUUGAUCUCAUAAGAAAAAUUUAGAGAAAAAAAAUGCUGAAGAGAAUAACCAAAAAAAAAUAAUAAUUUGGUGCAGAAAAUUGCAAAGAGAUAACAAAGAUAAAAUAAUAAUAUUCCUUCUGCACCAAGAACUGUGAUUUUUUAUGUACAAAGCGGACAAUUAAAUCAAUUUAGGAUGAUAGGACUUCAGCGUGGAAUUUACAAAAGAGAUAUCACUUCUUCUUUUUUUUAUUCUUCAAAAAUAUUUAAGAACGUUUUUUUAACCAUCGAGCGAGACGAUAGAUUAGCGAAAGAACGAAAAAAAUGUUUAUAAUGAAAAAAAUCAGCAAAGGGCGAUCGUGAGGCCCCCACCACUAAUAAAAGAAAAAAAUAAUCUCUCAACAAAGUAUAUAUACAUAGGUAAUAUAGUUGACAUAAAAAAAAGCAAAUAUUGUUCAUUUUUUAUCGAAUUUAUGUAAAAUGUGGCGCAAAAGUCGGAGCUUGAUAGCAAAAUUGUAUGACUAAUUGGUGACGCUUUUAUGUGAAAGAAAUAUUUGCUCAAAAAAAAAUUCGCUGAGAAAAAACGAUGGGAAAACAUACAAAAAAAAUUGUUAGACUUGUUGCUAUAACCCAAAAAAAUAAUUCAAAAAUCCUACACGAAAGAGUUAAGAAAAAAUCCCUUUUCUAUUAUUACAUAUAAUAUCACUCACACGAAUGAACUAAAAGAAAAAAAUAACCUGAACAGUUUGAGGUGCGAAUGAAGAGUAAAUGGUGAGAGAAUUAUUAAUAAUAUUGUAUUAAGUAAAAUAUGGAGAGAAUAAUAUUUAGAGACACGCGUUUAGUUUAUAAGAAAGAAAAAAAAACUGAAUUAUGGAAUAAAAUUGAAUUGAGAAAAGAA
This is a messenger RNA of Lutzomyia longipalpis, 4797 nucleotides long. RefSeq lists its product as uncharacterized. Lineage: Eukaryota; Metazoa; Arthropoda; Insecta; Diptera; Psychodidae. The record is from RefSeq and is a predicted model, not a curated record. The transcript is spliced from 3 exons. The coding region runs from base 188 to 2239 and encodes 683 amino acids.